Molecule: messenger RNA, 2298 nt
Organism: Chenopodium quinoa (quinoa)
Lineage: Eukaryota; Viridiplantae; Streptophyta; Magnoliopsida; Caryophyllales; Amaranthaceae
Exons: 1
Coding region: 1-2298 (765 amino acids)
Source: RefSeq, a predicted model, not a curated record
AUGCAAUUCUUGAAGAUAGGAAAUAUGCUCAAAGAAUGGAAUCAAUCUCUGCUGGUGUUGAUUCCAAAGGUUAAGGUUCCUGAACUUGCUAGCCAUUUCAGACCUAUUAGCCUGUGCAACACGGUGUAUAAGUGCAUUUCUAAGUGCUUGGCGAACAGGCUAAAGUCGGUUCUGCCAGGUCUUAUCACGGAAAAUCAGCAUGCUUUCAUACCUGGUAGGUAUAUGGAGGACAAUAUUCUUUUAAGUCUAAUAAACUCGAAGAAAAGGUCUAAUUUUACAGCGGUAAAGAUCGAUAUGUCCAAGGCAUAUGACAGAGUGGAUUGGCUCUUUAUCCUGAAAGUCCUACAAAGUCAGGGAUUCUCAAACCACUGGAUAAGGAUGAUCUCACAGUGUUUUUCGACGGUUAGUUUCAAGGCAAUCAUAAACAGGAAAACUAGUGAUCAUUUUGCUCCUAAGUGUGAGCUGAGACAGGGGGACCCUCUAUCCCCGUACCUUUCCAUUCAGUGUAUGGAUAUUUUGUCACGAAUGUUGAACCUGGCCGAGGAUAUCAAGAAAAUUCAAGGUCUAAAGGUAUCCCGAAGGUCUCCAUCUAUUUCUCAUCUGUUCUUUGCAGAUGAUGCCAUGCUCUUCUUCAAGGAAAAUAAGGAGUCAUGUAUGUGUAUCUCAGAUAUUCUCCAUAGGUUUGGUAAAGCCUCUGGCCAGCAGCUUAACCUCCAAAAGUCUGUCAUCAAGUUCUCGCCGGAGGUUGAUAUUGAUAUGAAAGUGAGUAUGAAACAAAUCCUUUCGAUGCCAGAAUCAGCUAACAUGGGGAUUCAUUUGGGAGCUCCGAUUGACAUCCAAGGGAAAAAGAGUAGCUACUUCCAAUUCUUGGUGGAUAAUGUUUCGGAAAGAAUUAUGGCAUGGGCAUCUUUAAGGCUCUCUCAACCAGCAAAACUGAUUCUUAUCAACACGGUGUUGGUAAGUAUGUCGGCACAUGUUAUGAAAUGUCUGAAACUCCCUCAGAGUGUUGUAAGCAAGAUUUAUGCUUUGAUUACUCAUUUUUGGUGGGCGGGAAAGGGGGAUAAAGGGAUACACUGGGUGAGUAGAAGUUUCAUCCAACUUCCUAAGAGUAUGGGAGGUUUGGGAAUUAGAGGUAGUUCAUUUAUCAAUGAUGCUCUCCUCUUCAAGCAAGCAACAAGAAUGCACCUUAAUCCCCAGCUCCUACUUUCAAGAGUGCACAAGAGUUUCCAUCCAUGUGGCAUCGGUAGUAUCAUUGGUCAGCUUAUUAGAAAUUCUUCAAUGGGAAGAGUAAGUCUUCAAAAGGCCAUCCAAGCGUUUAAGAAAGGUUUUGCUUGGAAGGUGGGAAAUGGCAAUAAUAUCAAGGCCAUUAGUAUGCCAUGGGUCGAUGGUAACAUACCAACUGUUAAAUCAAGUCAAACUCUUAGAGUAGCAGCAAACUGGAAAGUGAAGGAUUUCAUUAACAGGGACGAUUAUACUUGGAAUGCUGGUAAAAUAAAGGAGUGUUUCGACUGGGAAAGUGCGAAAACGAUACUGCCAAUGGAGCUCCCUCGGUCUUCGGAGGAGGAUGACUUCCUUUAUUGGAAAUAUCAUCCGUCGGGAAGGUACACAGUUAAAACUGGGCACUAUUAUCUAUCAAAAGAAGGGGAGGUAGAGAGAUCAAAAUUCUUAGCAAGGGAUCAAGAGCUUGUAAAGCUAGUGUGGAGACUGGUCAUUCAACCAAAAUGGAACGUUUUUCUUUGGAAGCUCUUUCAUGACGGUAUAGCAGUUAAACUUAACCUGGUAAGAAGGGGAAUACGAGUAGAAGCUGUCUGUGACCAUUGUGGGGUAGAAUUGGAAGACAGCCAACACCUCUUCAGAUUCUGUAUUCUGGCAAAAGAAUUUUGGGAGAACAACUCCUUAACUAUUUUCCCUGAUUCUUCUGGAUUCAACUCUUUGGAAAGAUGGAUCCAACAUUAUAUCCUGCUGUUUAAUAGCGAGGAUGGUAAGAACAGCAACCGAUGUGCUUUGUUUGUUGCAACGUUAUGGGGGCUAUGGAAAACUAGGAACGCAAGAUGCUUCAAAGGUACACCGGGGUCGAUAAGUUUAGUAAAGGAAUUUAUUAAUCUGGCCAUGGAAGAUCAUGAAGCAUUUAUACACAAGACAAGGUCAACAAAUGAGUGGAGGGCCACUAAGAGAGAUGAUCCGAUCAUCCCUCCGGGAUUUAACUAUGUGCAUCUGGGAAAGGAAUACAACGGCUUUGAUAAUUUCAUUAUGGAAGUCGAUGGAUCCUGGGAUAAAAAUAUAAGGCGAGCAGGAUAG